Tetranychus urticae (two-spotted spider mite) is the source of this 3882-nucleotide messenger RNA. RefSeq names its product serine/threonine-protein kinase Nek8. NCBI's taxonomy places the organism in Eukaryota, Metazoa, Arthropoda, Arachnida, Trombidiformes, Tetranychidae. Gene Ontology annotation, biological process: protein phosphorylation. The record is from RefSeq and is a predicted model, not a curated record. Gene Ontology annotation, molecular function: ATP binding; protein kinase activity.
AUAGUUCAUUUGAAGGAAAACAACUCAACCAACAGGGAAUCUAAUAAGCAACUUGAGAUUGAGAUUCACCUUUAUAAGUUAUAACAAUAUAAGAUUGCAUCGCUAUCUAAUUCGUAUUAUUGAUUAACCAUGAUUUCCAAAGAGAACUGAUAAAACAGCUAAUGAAGUCUCUAUAUCAAUGAUCCUUUUCACUGUCUUUCUCUGUCUCUGUCUCUUUUCACUCACCUUAUGAUCUUGAUUGCCCUGUUAGACAUCAAUGUUUCAAAAUAACACCUCUUGACUUAAAAAUGAACAAAAAAUAACAAAGGCAAUGAAAGACAUAAGAAAAAGAAUAAUUGUUUAAGAGUUCAAGUGACUGUGAGUUCAUCCUGGUUGAAGUAAAAUAGAAAGAUUAAUAGAAGGAAAAGAAAGAAGAUUGAAGACGGAAAAAUUAAGAGAUGGAAAGAGAGUUAAUGAGAGAGGUAAUUAGAUAGUGAGAGAGAGCCUUUGAUUAGUAUUAACAAUAAGUUCAGUAAUUCCAAUAAAUGGUUGAUUUUAAAUCAUUUAGCUUCAACAGUAAAGCCCUUAAAAAUAUCCAAAAUGACUUUAAUUACCGUGCAGCUGAUCUAUCAACGAGACAUCUCUUCUGGGAAAAUUAUGAGAAGGUUCGCGUUGUUGGAAAAGGUGCCUUUGGGACGGCCAUUUUGUACCGACGUAGACUAGAUGGUGACUUGGUGGUGAUGAAGGAGGUCGAUGUGACCUACAUGAAUGCCUCGGAACGUUUAAUGGCCAUUAAUGAAGUUAAAGUUUUAUCCAUUCUGGAUCAUCCUAAUAUUGUCUCUUUUUACAACAACUACGAAUGGGAAGGCAAAUUGUUGAUAGAGAUGGAGUACUGUGAAGGUGGUACAUUGGCCGAAUUUUUAUCCCUCUUGUCCAAGCCUCUUAAAGAGUUCGAGAUACUCACUAUUUUUAAUCAAAUUGUUUCUGGAAUAACUUAUAUUCACGAUCGUAAUAUACUUCAUCGAGACCUGAAAACAGCCAAUAUAUUCAUGACCAAAGAAAAGAUAUUUAAAAUUGGUGACUUUGGUAUCUCCAAAAUUUUGGGUACUCAUAGAGAAGGAGCUUCAACUGUUGUUGGAACACCUCAUUACAUUAGUCCAGAAAUGUGCGAAGGCAAAUCAUAUGACAAAAAGACUGAUAUCUGGGCUUUGGGUUGCAUCCUUUAUGAAAUGGCUUGUCUUCAUAAAACCUUUGAAGGAACCAAUCUUUCAGCUUUGGUUAAUAAGAUCAUUAAGGGUAAAUAUGAUCCCGUUAAGCGGAUAUAUUCAGCUAGAUUUCAAAAGCUAAUUGGUGAAAUGUUGCAACGAGAUCCAACUUUGCGCCCUCAUGCUCAUGAAAUACAAAAUGAUGUCUCGGAACUUUUAAUCAAAGCUCGUCUCAAUCGGUAUGAAAGUGAAAUAUAUUCAAACGAAAUUUCAACUGGAGCCAUGUUAGCUGCUGAUCAAUUGUACAGGUCAAUCAAAGUCUGGCGAUCAUUAAUAUUUGAAGUGAACCUACGUGAGCCUAAUCUUGCCUUAAAUAAAUUUGAUUUACCCUUCAGUGAAAGGGUAACUCAGUUUGCCCGCAGUUCAAAUCAUUUUCUUUCGUUGACUGACAAUUCAUCGAUUUACGUUUGGGGCUAUGGAGGUAAAGGUCAACUUGGCUUGGGUCGUUUAUCCAAACCAACCAACUCAACGGGUCCAAACCCAGCUGAUUGGGUUCCUAAGGCGGUUUUAGUUGAUGAAUUGUCGGGUAAAUUUGUCACCAAAUUGGUUGCUGGUGAAGGUUUCAGCAUUUUCAUUUGUAAAAAUGGUUUAGUCAUGUCUUGUGGAUCAGCUGAAUCAUGUUGCCUUGGCUAUGAGACGGAGGAAAAUAGUUAUACACCAAAAAUAAUCAACGAAUUAUUGGGUUAUAAUGUUCAGGAUAUCACUUCGGGUCCUCGACAUGUCAUGAUUGUAACUGAUGAAGGAAAAGCCAUGGCUUGGGGAAGAAACAUUGAUGGACAAUUGGGAAUCGCUGAAGAAUCAGUGACUGUUAAAACACCGACUCCUGUUAAUUUUGCUGCCAAUAUUGUAAUUAAAAGAGUCUUUACUGGACCUGAUGCGACCAUGUUUAUUGAUGAUCGUGAUGUUGUUUGGGCCUGUGGCUCCAAUGAAUACAAUAAGCUUGGUAUUCAGGAAAAAUCUUUGAUUAAAAAGAUGAAUUUUAGUCGCAUUUUUGCUCCCAAAGUUGUUAAAUGUAUUAAAGAUAAAGUUGAAUCCAUCAGUCUUAGUCACAAGAAUACCUUAAUCCUUCUUCAAAAUGGUUCCCUUUUAGUUUUGGGACUCAACGAGACUGGAAGGAUAUCAAAAGGAUCCAAUAUAGUCGCUGAAAAGAUCAAUUUAUUACCUAAAAUGUCUCAAAACUCAAUAACAAAAAUUCAAGCUGGUAAUGAUUUCUUGUUAGCUCAAACUUUUGAAAAUCAAGUUUACUUUUGGGGAAUCAGAGAGGUUGAAGAAGAAUCUAAAUCAUUACUUCAAAACCAAGAAGAAACAUCUGAAAUAUCAGAAGUAAUCAAAAUAGGUGAAACGAAUGCUCCUCUUAUGAAUAUUGUGGAAAAAAUUGGACCUGAUUAUCCGAUUUUGUUGGUUCGAGAUCCUAAAGUUGUAAUUGAACAAAGUAAACAUUUAACAUUAAUUUCAUCAAAUAGAAACUCAAUUAGGCGCGAUUAUAUACUUAAACCUCAACCCAUUCUGACUCUUUAUGCAUCUCAUGUAUACUUGAGAUUUGGAGAAGCAGUUUCGUUAUCGAGUAUCCACUGUUUUCCCGAUGACCGAGUUUAUAUUAUAAUUGAUACAACAAUUCCUUCACCAAAUGCAAAUAAAAACAAUGAACCUAAAAGACAACGAAGUAGAGCAAUCGGAACUUCAGUAUUACCUGUUCUUAAAGAAGAGAUGUCAUUAUCCAUGGUCAAUACUCGUAAUCUAUCAUCAACUGAUGGGAUCCCUGAAUGGAUUAAACUGGAAGCUGAAAGAUGGGAAAAGGAAUCAGAUGCUAGUAAAAGGAUUGAAGCAAGUCGCACAUUCCCGUUAAGCGCUCGAGAUCUUGAAUACAGAAAUAUUUUCCAAUUUUAUCAAGAACAAAUUGAAAAUCUUAAUAAUCAAUUGUUGGAAUGUCAGCAAAAGAAUAAUGCUUAUCAAAAUCAAGUUAGUGAAUUAGAGGAACAAUUGGCCAAAUUGAGAAGAGAGCAACGAAAAGCAGCAGCUAACUUUUGUAAUAUCAUUUGACCUGAAACUGGACCCUUUUGGCACAUAAGCAUACAAAUUAAUAUUUGGAGCUGGUUCUUCAGCUGUUGACAAAAAUCUUAUGCAAGUUAAGACAAUCAAUGUUUGGAUGAACGGAAAUUAAUCUAUCUGAAACAUGGGAAUAUGUUUUAUUCAUCGCUCCGCAUACCAGCAAGAAUCAUUUAUCGUUCAAAAUAAGUUGUAAAACAAUAUUUUUGAAAAGCUUGAUUUACGCUUAUAAUUAAUAACCUGGAUAAAUGUAAUAUAAACAUUAAGUUUGACCUUUUAAGUCUCAUACUUUUGGUCACUAAUACUCUAGAUGUAAGCGUAAUGUUUACUUAACAAAUCCAUCUUGAUUUUAAAUAUUUGACCAUUUUUACAGAUACUUAACGAUAAAAAGGAAAGCAUUAUUUUUCAUUUCCAUCAUAUGCUUUCCAAACGCACAAAGAAAUCAAAAUUGUUAUAUCAAUUUAUAGUGUACAAAAACAUUUUAUUUGCUAUUAAUAUUUCAAACGAUGUCAUCAAAGUUCCUGGUGAUUUUUUUCAAUCCAAGAAAAGAAACCUGUAAUUAAACAGAAAUUAAAACAAAAUUCAAAAAUUA